CUUGUGCGCGGGGCAUGGCAGCCGGCUCACCAGGAUCGGCGACCGGCUCAUCGUCUGGCGGCUGUGCCUUUUGAAGCCAGUUUAUCGGGAUCUUUUGAGUCGGUAGGCGAUAGUGCCCUUUUGCGCACUUUUGCCGCGUCUGUUUACAAACCGGCUUUAACUGUUUACACCAUACCGUGCUUCUUACAUGUGAAAUGUGACAGAAACUACGUUGAUUUUCUUAUUUAAUUGUGAUUGUGACUUUCGCGGGCUUCUGAGUGGAGGUGUAAAAUGAUGCUCUGGGAGAUUUUCGUUCGGGUAUUCCUGGCUCUUGUUGUUACAGAAUGUGCAGUACAUGCGAAAGAAGAUCCCUUUUUCUCAAAAAGUCCCAAGGAUGUAGAAGUAGUCCUUGGUCAAUCGGCGACUUUGCCUUGUGAAGUGACUCCAAACAUAGGUAUCGCCUACUAUUGGGAGUUGAAUGGAUCUAAAAUAUCGGACACCACUCGUCGCUACCAGCAGGGUGGUGAUCUGUACAUCACUCGCGUGGAUCGAGAAAGGGAUGCAGGGCAGUUCAGGUGUGUCGCCGAAAAAGUUGGAGGAGGGAUGCCGCCGAUCGUCAGUUCACCAGCAACCAUCAACAUUCAAUGUGAGUAACCCCAUGAAUAAUCUGGGCGAUAUAGGGACCUUCGAAUAUACGUGAAGGAGAGGUGAGUAAAGGUCCAUUCACACUCAGCCGUGACGUGACAGUGCCGUGACGUGCCAGUGAUUCUCGCUGACGUGAGCUCACAGUGCUUUCAAUUCACACCGGUCAGUAUUUUUCUCCGUGCUCUGACAGUGCAGUAGUGUUCACGUGAGGUCGAAAUAGCAAAAUUUGAAGAAGAAGAAACGAGAAGAAAACGGAAGUCCAUGUAUUUUGAAUUUGACUGGUUCUAAAGCACAAGAUGUGCGCGCACAAAUUCAAUUAGUUUUUCAUCAUUCAUGUUUUUGACCAAAUAUAUCAAAACAUUCACGAAAUUACA
Messenger RNA from Acanthoscelides obtectus, 998 nucleotides. Lineage: Eukaryota; Metazoa; Arthropoda; Insecta; Coleoptera; Chrysomelidae. The record is from the annotation of a GenBank genome assembly.